AGGGAUUGAAUUAUAUAUCAUGUUUUCAAAAGAUAGAUUGUUUCUCAACCUCACCAGAACAAAUUAUGCUUUCUGUUGGUUUUUUGUUAUUUUUUGGUAUACGAUUGCUUGCUUCUUGGUUUUUGGACCUUGUAUUUUGCAUCUUUAUCCCAGAGAGAGUGUGUAAAAGGACCAUUUCUUAGUGCGACAUGGCUGGGACAAUAGCGAUAGCCAUCAACAACUUAAAUAUGGGAAAUUGCCUUUUAGACAAGAUUUUGUACUGUCUGAAAAUCAGCUUACACUACACUAAAAGUCAGGGACUGUAGAAGCGUGGGCUGAGGAUUUUGAGCUGCUUUUAAACUGGAUUUAAAACAAUUUGCCUUUUGGCAUUUGCGAGCUUAGCCAUUCUUCAUAGACCCAUUUAUUUUUGACAAUUUCUUGAGAAAUGUUGGACGAAAAGUAAAAAAAUAUUUCUUAGCUUUAUCGUGCCAUCAUAGAUGUUGGUUGAGAGCAAAUGGAUAGUAGAACUUCUAGGUUUGAAAACGCGCGGGAAACAAACUUGGCGGGUAAAUUGUUGCGUCAUUGCCUCGUUUGGUAACGCGUCCUUUCGAGGUGUUCGGUUUGUUUUCGUCGCUUCGAGCCAAACAUCAGCGAGCCUUUGUCGUAAACGAAAGAUGCUGUUCAGAUUGACGCUGGUUUUGGCCUACUGCAUCAUUAUAUUCGUUGGUGCAAGGCUAGUUGAUGUCAGCGUGUCCCUUAUCGAGGUAACCAGCUUGACUUUGUUAUGUAAGUUGCUACCUUCGGCACUGUUCUCGGAAUACUUUUGCGGUGGAGUGGACGCACAGCAGCAAGAUACACACCCGCAUACUGAAGAGAAGAGUGAGAAUAUUUCAUUUCUUAACGAAUCAAACCCUCAAAGCGAAGAUACAUCACUGAAGGAAACGCAGCUAGGUACAUUGGAUGGGAAAAGCAUCGAUUUCACUUCGUAUGACCAUUUUAUUGAAAAUGUAGAGGAUACGAAGGCAAGCGUUUGGGUUGUUUGGGUUAGGCCAAGUCAGACUUACGGGAAUAAACAUGAUAAGUCUCCUAAGGUUCGAUCUGAUCAGUGUGGAAAAAACGAAACUGUAUUAGCCCCGAGUGACUGGACUUCCCUAUCAUAUCAACUUCUCAAAUAUGGCAUUAGAACUGGGACUUACAGAUGCGCACAGGACACAAAGCUAUGUAAAAAGCACAACAUAAAAGCAUGCUCAAUAUUGUUAUCAAUGCCAGCUGGGACAAAGCCAAAAGGAAGAGUUGCCACCUAUCUUUACAAGAACAAAAGCAGCUGUAGCGUGCGAGGUAAUGAAAUGAAAGGAAAGCUUUGCUUACUAGAGUGGAUAAAAAGCAAGCUCAAAUCUAAAGUUGUCAUAUUGAAUAAAUUUGAAGAACUUUCAUCAGUACUUCGUAAUAGCAAAAAGGGCAAUGCAAUUUCAAGUCAACCAAACCUAAAUAUUGUGUUUGAAUCAGGACACAAAAUUCCACCUCUGCUUUUGUCUGCACUUUCAGUCAGGUUUACUGGAAGAAUAAGAUUUGUGCAUAUGAAGCGGAAGAAAGAAUACAAACCAAGCCCAAACAAAAACCCAUCAUUGUAUGCUGUUACCUCUUCCUCUAAUUAUAGCUAUGGAUCAAAACAAGGAGAGAAUUUUGAUUAUUCAAAUAUUGAUAUUUUCUUGAGGACACUUUAUCCAGAAGCUAAUGAUAUAUUUCUACUUGCCUUGACACUCAUCAAUAUGUCGUGCUUGCUUGAACUGUUUGUGCAGAAAGGAGGACCUUUGAAAAGAUUAAUUUGUUUUUCUUGGAUUGCUGUUUUGUCUAAUUCAUUACUCAUCUUUGUGUGGCUACCCAUUUUAAGACUUUUGCAACUCCCCGAAACUGUUCCAAUUGUUGAAUUUUUCCUCAAAAGCUUGCAAGCAAUAAUGUUUUCAGAUGUUGCAGCAUUGGUGCGAAAAGACUUCCUUGUUCUUUCUCAGCAUGUUGGUGUCUUUGCCAUUGGCCUCAUCAUGUAUGGUUCAGCAGUUGGGUACAUUCAGUUCAUUUUAUCAAAUAGAGGGUUGCCCAGACCAACAUUAACCAGUCUUUGGAAUGAUGAUGUCAAUGAAAUCAGAGAGUUUUUUCAUUCUCUGCUUAGUCUAGCAACACCACCUUUAUUUUAUUUCGAACUUGAAGAAAGACUGGAAAAUCUCCUACAAAGAUUGAGUGUUCCUGAUCUUUGGCUGCAUCCUUUGAACUCAAAUGAGUUUGUAAAGCACCUCAUUUGCUGGAAAUUCUGCAAGAACUCAAAGUUCACUUUUCCAUUAGAUCAAAAGCCGUCAAAGCCAAUUCUGCAAGAUAAGAUGAAAAGCAAGCAUUGUAAAUGUCAAAAUACACAGAAAAGAAUUCCAUAUUUUGCAUUGCCAUCCUUUGAUUGUGUUGUCUGUCUAGAGAACUAUAGCUGUGGGGAUAUUGUUAAGCUGCUUCCUUGUGGGCACUUCUUUCAUAAAGGUUGUAUUGACUCCUGGCUACUCCAAAGUCUUGAAGUGAAGAACAGAAGCUGCCCUGUUUGUAGAUGGCCUGCAAACAAGCAGAAGAAUUUUGUUGCUGAGCAAGAUGUGCUUUAACAGACUUUAGAAAAGAUUUAUUUGUUAUGUUGCUUGUUUUGUAUAUAUUAGCUAUGUUUUCUUGUUCUGUUUUGUAAAUCAGCAAUUGGUUGAUAAUAGAAUCAAAAGGCCAUUGAGGCCAGGGUUGCUGGAACCAGCAGGCACAAAGGGGUUUGUCUUCUAUGCAGGGUCUCUUUGGUAUUUAUCCAAUUGUCAAUUUUAAGAAACUUCAAAUGCUUAUGAUACUUAAAACAUCACAAUCAGUGAUUAAUUUUCAGUUGGCCAAUUGAAGGGAUUGCUUAUCAAGAAAAUACUAUGUUGAAGGCAUGGUCAAGGCACCCCAAAAUUGCUUGUCCAUUUAAAUUCAAAUGCUCUAACCCUAACCAAGGCAGCAUUUCUCUGUAUGUGAUAAUGAUUAUCAUUGUUGCAGCAGUUAAUUGAUGUUGCUUAAAAACAUUUCGUUAUUGCUGUUGAAUUAUUUCCUUGCAGUUGGAUAACAGUAUGUGCUAUCGUGUAUGUAUGUUUGUAUAGACACCUAUUUAUAUGUCAUAUUAGUAAGGAAUGAAGGAAUCAAGAGACUGUUUAAAGAUACUCAAGAAAACGUGUUAUAUUUUAUCUUUUGCCUUUUCUGCUCCAUAGAUUGAAGGAUGAAGUAAAAAUGGGGCCCACUUGGUGUUCUUCUGUACAAAGGCGUCUUUACAAGACAAAAUACACUGAAAAUUGAGGGGGGCUGUAUAAAAACUUAACAAUAUUACAGGCUGAAAAUUAACUAAAAUUACAUUGAUGUUUAAAAUACAGAAUUAGAAAACUAUAACAUAGCUAGACUGACAAAGGCAAGUUGCUGUUAGCCUACUUUUAGAAAUGCUACGGGAAGGUGCUUGCUUGACAGCAAGAGGCAAUUCAUUCCAAGCUUCCAAGCCACUGCUCUCUGGAAAGAUAAAGCUUUCUACCUAAUAGCAAAUUUUCAUCCUUGGAAGCAGGAUAUUGUGCAAUUUCAUAUUGAUAUCUUGCGCAAAGUUUUUUUAAGAGGUUUGAAACAGCAGGGCGCAAAACCUGAUAUUGCUUUGUAUGUAAUAGUAA
Messenger RNA from Rhopilema esculentum, 3674 nucleotides. RefSeq names its product E3 ubiquitin-protein ligase RNF103. NCBI's taxonomy places the organism in Eukaryota, Metazoa, Cnidaria, Scyphozoa, Rhizostomeae, Rhizostomatidae. Gene Ontology annotation, cellular component: endoplasmic reticulum. The record is from RefSeq and is a predicted model, not a curated record. Gene Ontology annotation, biological process: protein ubiquitination; ERAD pathway. Gene Ontology annotation, molecular function: ubiquitin-protein transferase activity.